Parnassius apollo (apollo) is the source of this 1755-nucleotide messenger RNA. Lineage: Eukaryota; Metazoa; Arthropoda; Insecta; Lepidoptera; Papilionidae. The record is from the annotation of a GenBank genome assembly.
AUGAAUAAGGUCAUGGAAAGCAAACGCAAAAAUUACAUUAAACAGUACGUACGCCAAGCUCAGCAACAGGAUACCAGUAGAAAACGGGGGCAACCAGACAAUACUGAUUUUGUAACAAAGCUACGGCGAGCAAAUACAACGGAUUAUAAAGCUAUACAGGGUAAUACUUACAUGUCUGUCUCAGCAGAAAACACCUCGACUCAUAAACUCCAGCAACUUACCGAUAAUGACGACGCCUCCCACUCCCCAAGCGCUUCGCACACCUCGACUCCUGGUCUCCUGGAAUCUAGUUAUAGCAACGACGCCUCCCACGCGAUGCGUUCCCUUACCUAUGAUGACUCCUCUGCGACGAGAGCUACGCAUACCUCGGCUUCUGCACUCCUUCAAUCUACUGCAGAUAACCACGCUUCCCACGCAAUGAGCGCUUCGCAUACCCCCAAUCAUGAUCUAAAAUCUACAUGUUAUGAUAACGCCGCCUCCCACCAGAUGAAUGCACAGUACACCCCAGAUCCUGAGCUCCUAGAUUCUACCUUCACAACGAGCAGGCUCCAGCAACUUACCGAUGAUGACGACGCCUCCCACGUUCCAAGCGCUUUGCACACCUCGACUACUGGUCUCCUGGAAUCUAGUUAUAGCAACGACGCUUCCCACGCGAUGCGUUGCCUUACCUAUGAUGACUCCUCCGCGACGAGAGCUUCGCAUACCUCGGCUUCUGCACUCCUUCAAUCUAUUGCAGAUAACCACGCUUCCCACGCAAUGAGCUUUUCGCAUACCCCGAAUCAUGAUCUAAAAUCUACAUGUUAUGAUAACGCCGCCUCCCAUCAGAUGAAUGCACAGUACACCCCAGAUCCUGAGCUCCUAGAUUCUACCUCCACAACGAGCAGGCUCCAGCAACUUACCGAUGACGACGACGCCUCCCACGCCCCUAGCGCUUCGCAUACCUCAACUCCUGGUCUCCUGGAAUCUAGUUAUAGCAACGACGCUUCCCACGCGAUGCGUCCCCUUACCUGUGAUGACAUCAUCUCCUCCGCGACGAGAGCUUCGCAUAUCUCGGCAUCUGCACUCCUUCAAUCUACUGCAGAUAACCACGCUUCCCACGCAAUGAGCGCUUCGCACACCCCGAAUCAUGAUCUAAAAUCUACAUGUUAUGAUAACGCCGUCUCCCACCAGAUGAAUGCACAGUACACCCCAGAUCCUGAACUUCUAGAUUCAGCCUCCACAACGAGUAUCUCUCAUGCUAUGUAUAAUAAAGUUUCUUCGGCUUCUCAGUUACGUUCUAUGUCUCGAGAAGAGGAGAUUGAAGUUUGUGUACAACAAAUUAUAUCUGAUGACAGUUGCAAAAUCACGAUUGAAUUGGAAGAACAAACAGUUAAUCAGUUUGAAAAAGAAAAAAGCAAGAACUUUGAGAAUAUUGUUGACAACGAAAUGCCUGGAACUAGUAAAGGAAAACUUGAAAGGAGGAAGGUCAAACCUGGAUAUAUAAAAGAGAAACCUGAAAAAAAUAAAAGAUUAAUUCUCAAACAUGUUGACUUCAUUUCUGACGAAGAAGAAUUUACACUGACUUCUUCUUCAUGGGAAGUAUCAGACGAUACGGAGUCAGAUACAUCCAAUAAUGAUAGAAGAAAGAAAAAACAGAAGAAAAAUAAAAACAGUAAAAGACAAGGCAAGAAAUCAAAAAAACGUAGCAGAAAAAUAAACAAGAAGAAAACUGACCACUUAGCUUCGAACAAAGAUGAAUCUGACUCAGAGCAAUAG